Molecule: messenger RNA, 3107 nt
Organism: Chaetomium strumarium
Lineage: Eukaryota; Fungi; Ascomycota; Sordariomycetes; Sordariales; Chaetomiaceae
Exons: 6
Molecular function (GO): protein binding; ADP binding
Source: RefSeq, a predicted model, not a curated record
CCACCUUCCAAACCCCGCAUUCGCAGGGAACUUCAGUUCCUCGUUCCACAUCUCAAAUAACCAACUCGGCUCCACACCAACGUCCGGUUAGGCAUGCCGGUGCACCGGAUCGGCUUCACACAACUUUCUGGCAGUCAUGGCGUUAGGGGCGGACCGUACCGAGUCAACAUCAUCUUUGUGCACGGCUUGCGAGGGCAUCCACAACACACGUGGGAGGACAGCCGGGACAAGGGCAGCGUGGACAGAAGCAGCGUAGACAGGGGCAACAAGAACGCGGGAACGGUGACGUCACGAAAACGAAAUAUCUUGAAGUCCCUCUUCAAGUCCAAGCCAUCGUCCUCAGCCUCGAUUUCGACCACGACCUCAAUUGCCGACGAUGAAACGAGCGAAGAGAGCUCCGACAAGCUGUUCUGGCCCGAUGAGUAUCUUACGCAAGACAUUCCCGAGGCCAGGGUAUGGACAUAUGGCUAUAAUACAGACGCAGUCGGCGGGCUGUUCCAGGCGAACAACAAGAACAGCGUGUCGCAGCACGGCCGAGACUUUGUAGUGCGCGUCGAGCGGGAGAUCCAAAACGAGGACCCGAUCAUAUUCGUGGCGCAUAGCCUCGGCGGAAUUAUCGUCAAAGAUGCGAUACGCCGAUCAGACGCGUGUCGCGCACGAACCAAACUGAUUAUCUUCCUUGGCACGCCUCAUCGGGGAAGUGCAUAUGCAGGAUGGGGCGAGAUCGCGUCGAAUCUAGCUCUUCUGGCACUGCAAGACUCGAACAAGAAGAUCAUCCAGACGCUGGAGGUGAACAGCGAGGUCCUGGACAAUAUCCACGAGGAGUUUAAGACCAUUGCAGACCAGUUUCGAAUUCGGAUCCACUCGUUCCAGGAGGCGCGGGGAAUAUCAGGCAUGAAGGGCUUGCACAAUAAGGUUGUAGACGAUAUCUCCUCGAAGCUCGAUCUGCCGCGAUCCCUCGAGGCUGUCGAGAGUAUCGACGCGAACCAUAUGCAGAUGGCCAGAUGUGGUGACAGGGCAGAUCCACGGUACCGGGCUAUCGUCGGCGUGCUCAAGCAGUUCAUACAUCGUAUGGUGUUUGAUGAAAAUGGAACCAGGCUUCAGCAAGUAUCCUCGAUAUCAUUCACAGCUGAGGCCAGGGUAGCAAAAAGGGGAGGCGGGUUUGACGGAGCAUUGACGAACCGUGCCGCCCUGCCAUGUCACUACAUUCCGCUCCCCGAAAACCGGCGCUUCGUUGGACGGGACAGGACGCUAGACACCCUCAAAGCGAUGCUGUUCGUGCGCAAGGAGUGGCGGAAAGUCGCCAUUGUCGGCCUAGGUGGUGUCGGCAAGACCCAGGUCGCCCUGCAGCUAGCAUACUGGACAAAGAAACACCAGCCUAAGUUUUCCGUCUUCUGGGUACCGGCGCUAAGCAACGCAACCUUUGAACAGGCCUUUACCGCGAUGGCAAGGAAGCUCCCUAUCCAAAGUGGCGGCGAGAACGAUGACCUUAAAGAGUCCGUGCGGCGGUACCUGAGUUCUGAGGCGGCGGGGCCAUGGCUUCUCGUGGUGGACAACGCGGAUGAUAGAGAUAUUCUCUUCGGCUCUGCGGAUAUGCCGGGUGGUAUUAGCGACUACCUUCCCGAAAGCGACGAGGGCCUCACCUUGUUCACAACACGGUCUCGAGAAGUAGCCGUGUCGGUUACCGGGAGCGAUGUGAUCGACCUAGCCGAGAUGCACCCGCAGGAGGCGGCUGAACUUUUGGAAAAGUCGCUAAUUCAGAAGGAUAUGGUUCGCGAUGAAGCGGCGACGGCAGAACUGCUGGAAGAGCUUACCUACCUUCCCCUAGCAAUUACACAGGCGGCGGCCUAUAUCAACAUAAAACAGGUGCCCCUUGCCGAGUAUGUCGAUCUACUGCACGGCACUCAGCAGGACAUCAUCGGCCUGAUGAGCAAAGAGUUUCGGGACAAUACUCGGUACCCAGGGUCGCAGGAUGCGGUGGCGACAACAUGGCUCGUAUCCUUUGACCAGAUCCGCAAGUCCGACAACGUUGCCGCCGAUCUGCUAUCGUUUAUCUCGUGUAUCGAGCCCAAAGGAAUACCUCAGUCGCUGCUCCCCGGCUCCGAGUCGACAGGGCCGCUAGUUGAUGCAAUCGGAACUUUAUGCGCGUACGCCUUUCUAACCAGACGGGGGGACAGCAAGGUAUUCGACAUGCACAGUCUGGUACACUUGGCAACGCGAAUCUGGGUUCAGCGAGAAGGCCAAACGGCACCGACGCAUGAAAAGGCAACUCGACAUCUUGCAGCAGUUUUCCCAUCCGACGAUUAUGCGAAUCGCAACGUGUGGAGAGAGUACCUUCCGCAUGCUUUCAGGGUAUUGCAGCACAGCAAAGAACUUGAUAUGGAGGAAGGGUCCGAUUUGUUGUUCUGGGUUGGACGGUGUUUGAUGGUGGAUGGGCGGAUCAAGGAAGCUGCUAGGAGUUUGGAAGAGGCUUGCCAAUGGAUGAAUCGUCAUUUUGCCGAAGACCACCCCGACUGGCUUGCGUCACAGCACGCACUCGCAACAGCCUACCAAGCAAACGGCCAGGUCAAAGAUGCCGUCACGCUACUCGAACAGGUCGUUGCCAUUAAGGCCAAAACCCUCGCGGAAGACCACCCCUCGCGGCUUGCAUCGCAGCACGCACUUGCAACAGCCUACCAAGAUAACGGCCAGGUCAAAGAUACCGUCACGCUGCUCGAACAGGUCGUUGCCAUUAAGGCCAAAACCCUCGCAGAAGACCACCCCGACCGGCUUGCAUCACAGCACGCACUUGCAAUAGCCUACCAAGCAAACGGCCAGGUCAAAGAUGCCGUCACGCUGCUCGAACAGGUCGUUGCCAUUAAGGCCAAAACCCUCGCAGAAGACCACCCCUCACAGCUUGCGUCGCAGCACGCACUCGCAACAGCCUACCAAGAUAACGGCCAGGUCAAAGAUACCGUUAUGCUACUCGAACAGGUCGUUGCCAUUAAGGCCAAAACCCUCAUGGAAGACCACCCCUCGCGGCUUGUGUCACAGCACGCACUUGCAAUAGCCUACCAAGACAACGGCCAGGUCAAAGAUGCCGUCAUACUACUCGAACAGGUCGUUGC